UCCACGAAUCCCAUGCCUCCCAGAACAGCCUUGAAACCGAAGACCUCGCUCGCUUCGCCGUCCAAGACCACAACAACAAGGAGCAUGCUCUGCUUGAGUUUGUGAGGGUGGUGAAGGCGAAGGAGCAAGUAGGUGCUGGAACUCUGCACCAUCUGACGAUCGAGGCCAUCGAUGCCGGAAAGAAGAAGCUUUUCGAAGCCAAAGUCUGGGUGAAGCCAUGGAUGGGCUUUAAGGAAGUGCAGGAAUUCAAGCACGCUGGUGAGUGCGAGAAAUUAAUUUGCUGAUAUUCUAAGCAAUAUGGGCAAUAUAUGGUCAGAAAAUAGUCUUGCCUUGAAUUAUAGUCUUUGU
Prunus avium (sweet cherry) is the source of this 348-nucleotide messenger RNA. Lineage: Eukaryota; Viridiplantae; Streptophyta; Magnoliopsida; Rosales; Rosaceae. The record is from RefSeq and is a predicted model, not a curated record.